GCCAACAGACGUGGAUCGUGAACGGCUCCGGGAUAAACUACUGAUUCACUUCCUACGCUCGAGGAACGGAGGAGGGGAGGUCACGUCAGUCACUGUCAUCAAUGCCACACCUGGGUGUGCCCUCAUCACAUUUGAGGAGAGCAGAGGAUUACAACACAGACACACACACAGCUCCGUGCGUCUCCUCUCCUUAAGCCAUCACUACCAUCACUCCUCCCUGGAAUGCGAGACCGGUGUGGCACACAGCUGGAACUCGCUCACCACUCAUCUCCCCGGCCACGCCCUGCUCACCACACAUGGUUUUAUGCAUAGCCAGUUUUCUUCUAUUGUAUGAUAUAUUUUAGAUGUACAAGACUCAUUUUUGCCUGCCAUGCAUAAAAUAAAGUUUUAGCAUAGAAAUGCUUGCCAUUUUCUAAUGUGCUCACUACUUUCUACAUUUCUGGUGCAGCCAUUCAGUUAAUAGGCUGCCAGAUGGCUGGCAAAUAACUAAUGAAGUCUCUGGCUCUUGCAAGCUGGUUGGUCUACCAAGGUCACAAAAUUUUUGUACAGUUGUGUAGUCACUUUGCUGGUAGUGUGUUUUUGUGUCUGGGGUGGGGGGGGGAGGAAUGCAUGUCCCGUCAAGUCUGAUUAAAAGUGAGUUUUCACUGUGCUUGUGUGUGUGUCUUGUAGCAGAGUCAGGUAAGUGUAUCAGUGUUUUUUGGUGAGACAGAGCGAAAAAAAGACAAAUAUUGUGAGUGAGAUGAUUAACACGACUGAACUAAUGAUAAAUUACCAUUAAACAGAAUUAUUUUUCAUUGUUAGUUCAUGAUACAUAAUUAACUAAUUUUAAUGUAUAACACCAUUGUAAAGUUUUACUGAUGCCAUUGUUAAAAAUGGCAAUUUAUUCUCAUAGAAGGAACGUUCCUAACUACAUUUUUGCAAACCGAGUUUUAAGUGAUGCUUUCUACGUUUUUCUGCAUUUUCCUGGUGAAAUUAACACGAGGCACUACAACAACUGUGCGUUUUAUUCACUUUCACACAAAUCACAGGUACAAUGGCUGUUUAUGACUUUAUAAACACAUAUUCUUUGUUCCAUUACUCACACCCUGCUAUGAUAUUAUAUCAAAACACUUUAACACAUCUUUUCAAAAACUAUACAUUUUAACGCUUGUAUUACAGACCCAUCUACAUUUACACACUUAAUUGAAUGUGAUUAAUUUCUGUGGUAGCUCAACUGUGAGUGUUGGACUUUGGACUCGAAGACCCAGCCAAGGAUGCUCGAAAGUGAAAGUGAAGCUAAUGUGCCAUAGAAGUGAUGGGGUUGCUUCAGUAAAUGUGCUUUUAAUGUCAAAUGUGCUCUUAAAACACUUUGUGAGGUUUAGGGUAAGGAUGUCUGUUUUUUCCACCUCUCAUUUAUCUUUUUGAACACUAUUGGCUAGGCUUCGGUUGAAGUUUUAGAUGCGGGAGGUAUGUUUUACUCAUUAGAACUCAUAUGAAGCACAUAAUUUUGGUUUGCAAAAAUGCGGACAUUGUCACAAUUUUCAUGAAAUCAGGCUGAAAAAUUAACAUUAAUGUGCAUUUGUAUGUGUGAACAUUGUAUUUAUAAGUGUGUAAACUGUUGAUUUAAUUUGACUCAAAUUAGGUUGAUUUUCUUCCUCUGGUUUCAUUUAGUGGUCCAAAGUGUACUUCGUCAUCGUCUCCACAUUUUAAAGCUGGAUGGCAGAGAGUAUGAACUCUCCCUGAGUCUCCCAGGCCAAGAGCCCUCGAGUCUGAAUAAGGUGAUCCUCGAUAUGGCUGUGACCGUUGAUUGCAGUCAGCUUCCUCAGGGUACAGAGACUCUGAAUGUACUGUGCUGUAAAUUUCCAGGCCUAAAUAUGCAACCUGACCUAUUACAGCAGACAUGCACCUUUCAAGGCAUCUAUUCUGAGGUUCAGGGUGCCUUGUCUUAUAUGCAAAAGUCCUUAACUUCCAAUCAUCACCUUAUAAGGGCAGAAAGUCCUGAUUUUAGUGGAGAAAGCAGGCAAGCUCCAAAGAAAAAGGAAGACCGUGGGAGUCAAAAGCAUCAAAGAUGGACUAGCUUUGCACACCAGUCACCAGACCUUCAUAUUGGAGAGCUCAGCUCUGUAUCCAUGGUGGGAUUAGGACAAGAGCGCUAUGAACCUCAAGAUAGCACGGAGGCUCUCACACAACUUGAGAGAGACACUGUUUGGACAGAGAAAAGCAAAAUGGAGGAGGGGGAAUUUGCAACUGAUUUGGAAGAUCUUUCACUUAUCAUGGAAGCUGAUGUGUUUGCGUACCUGCAGAGCAACAAAGAGUAUAAGCAAAUACUGCAUAAUUAUGGAGUACAAGUGGUCCAUGUUACAUCUGAGGGGGUCACCACAUUGUACCUGCAAUCAGAGGUCCCAACAGGGUCAGGGGUUAAACAGAACAUGCAACAAGCCCAUAAGGAGCUAAGACAGCUUUAUCAGCAGCAAGAGAGUUGUCUGAGGAAAGACAAGCUACAAAAGAGUGCCAUCUACCUGCCAGGGAGUCUGACUGCAGCAUUAAAAAAAGUGCAGUCAGUACUGCCUAAUGUUCUACUUAGUUAUGACAAGAACAACAUUUAUAUAGUGGGAGAAGGAAGCGAGGUAUCUCAGGUCAAACAAAUGCUGCUGCUUGGGGCGGAGGGGGGUGUUAAGGGGAGCUUGACAGCAAUGCCAACAUCCUCUUCCAGUUCUCCAUCCCCUGAAUCCUUAGAGAGAGGACAACAGGCUAAGAAGAAAAGUGAAGUGAAUACUCCAGUGACCCCUAAAUUGAUUGGCUCUAGCAGUGAACGAAAAGGGGAAGGAGGAAAAGAAUACAAACUAGCAGCUCGGUUUAAGAGCUCAGGGUUGGGUGGAGACCCAAUGAGCAUCACUGCUAUUGCCAACACAUCCAAGUCCAAACCAAAUACAUCCCCUGGAUUCACUUCAACAUUGACAACAGGAGUCAAAGCCUCAAACACAACUGUAAAUGCUCUUUCUGCCAAUAUUGCACAAGUGAAGGCUGCUGCCCCCUCUAAAACAAAACCAGUGCCCACUUCCAAAUCCUCUUUCAGAAGGUCCAAUAGUUUCUCUGGUCAGCCUUACCUUAAAGAGCAGAUGCAGAAGAACCGGAAAACGUCUGGGUCAAUGAUUGAUGCCCAUGUUCAAAGAAUAAGAUCCAAUAGCCUCAGUGGUGGAAAAUUCUGUGAAGAUUCUCUUAUUUCUACAGUGGAAGCAGAACUUACUGUGUCUUCAGUAAUGUGGAGUUACAUGAAAGAGGCCUAUUGCAACCAACUGGACAGCAUGAAAUCUGACUUGGAAAUGUUUCAGAAACAAGCUGACAGAAGUAACAUAAGUGUGAUACUGAAAGGCUCAGAGUCCUCCAAGGUUGCAGAAUGUCAUCGGCAGCUACAGAAUCUCGUGGCUAUGGUAGCCAGUGACUUUUGCUUUCAGGAGUUGCGUUUGGCAGAGCUUGGCGUGGUUGAAAAAGAUGAAUUGUUUGAGGCCUGCUGUUCGAAUGUGCGCUCACGCUUUCAUAAAGUCAUCUUGCACACCUUGAAGGACAGCGUUUUCUUGCUUGGUCCAAAAUUGCUCUGCUCCCAAGUCAGUGGAAUAUUCAAGGAUGUAUUUCCUGGGAAUGAGUCCAAUUAUUUACCACAGAUGAAGACCUUCCAUCAACAGCAGGGUGUAAAUCAAGGAGCAACCAACGCAUCUUUGAGUACAACUGAAGUCCAAAUGAUCAAGCAGUCAACCAAAACCAAUCAGUCUGCUCAAAAUGAAAAGGAAUUGUCUUUUCAGGAUACAAAUCAAAUGGCUUUUUCUAACGAAAAUCUGACCAAAUGCAAGAGUGGGGGUCAAUCGACAAAACUGAAAUCAACUGCAUUGAUAAAGUUCGAGGAACCUAGAUCUGUGACAGAUGAAUUAAGCAAGACAAACUCAAUUAGCCAAUCAGCGGAUGCCAGAGAAGAACAAACAGGGCUAAAAAGUGAUGGGCAAACUUCUUUACCACUCAAGACACACAAGAAAGAAGAUACCUCCAUGAUUUUUAAACAAUCAGUGUCCCAUAACACUUUGGAUCAUUGUGUUUGUGGAGCGAGUGGAACAGAUGUUAAACAGACCAAUUGUGGUGUCAUUCUGUGCCCUGUCUGCCUUCCACUUCAUUCAUACUGCAGUGUGUGUGGAAAAGAAGAGAUUUGCUCUCAGAAGAAGGUGCAGGAGGAUCCAGUGCAUCGUUAUGGCUCGAAGGAUGUACGACAAAAUCAGAUACAUGGAUAUCAGGCUCAAGAGAAGCAUUUAGGGAAAGAGGACAACAAAGAAGAAAAGGGUAUCAAAGGCACUAUGACAUGUUCUGAGAUGCCUUCGAGCCUUGCAGGCUAUCUCCGACACACAACAGCCAAGAUCACAUACUGCAUACCUGAUGGCAUACAGGGGGAUAAGGAACCCUGUCCUGGGUCACCAUUCCAGGGUGGUCUAUUUGAGGCUUACCUGCCACUCAACCCAAAAGGGCGGGAUUUAUUGCCUUGCUUGGAAAAGGCAUUUCAUCAAGGGCUAACCUUUACUGUUAGUUCAAGCGACAAGGACCGUGGUGGAUGUGCAAAAGUGACCUGGGGCAAGAUCCCUCACAAGACCAGGAUGGAGGGAGGGAAAAGCAGGAACGGAUAUCCAGACUCUACAUAUCUUAAUCGCUUGUCUGAGGCACUGGUGGCAUAUGGGAUUGAGUACCUAUGAUUAGUCAAGAUCAAGCUAAAUCCUGACCUUGAGACAUACACAUAUCUUAAUCCUGACCACAAAUAAUUAAAUAAGUAAAUAAUGUAUCAUUUCUUUUUAUACUUUUCUUUCAUGGAAACAGCUAAGUACAUAAACUCUUUUCAGGCGGCAAAAAUAAAAUUGAUCUCAGAUUAGAGAAUUGUGAAAGACUAAGUGCUACGCAAUCUUUUAGUAUACAUAUUUGUACUAAUAUUGUCAGCAUUUUAUACAAUACUUUUGUAAGUUGUAUUGAUUAUAGGAUGCCAAUGAUGCAUCCUAUAUGUACAGUAUCAAUAAUUCUCAAUGUGUUUACUGACAUCAUCGACAUCAUCUUUUAAUAAAACAAUUAUCUUUAGAGGUUGUGUUUCUUAGUCCCUUGAACUAUAGAUGAUUUGUUACAUCUUUUCUAUUUAGCCAAAGUCCAAUAAGAUGUAGAGUAAAAGCAAAAGAUUUUACUGGAAAGAAAUUUACAUGACCGAAAUCUUAUAAUUAUUUUCCUUGUUCCUUCUUUCCACCACACAAGCAAAGCAACAUUCCUACGCUUUUUUCCUUAUACAUCAAAGGAAUCUAAGUGUGUAACAGGGUCAUAUUCAAUGGGGUCAUCUAUCUUUUGAUCUGUCUUUUGUAAAUGGCAGAAGCUGAAGAUUUAAUCUUUCAGAAACAGCUGUGCUGUCUGUUAGGACCUUCUACUUGAUGCAGAAACUGUUCCCUGUGGACAAAACUACCCAGUGGACAGCAUCAUGGAGUACUGGGAUCAACAAAAGCGACAGGGUACAGCUGCCCUGAGUGCAGAAAGACCUUCACACUGAGAUCUUCUCUCAACCAAAACACUGUAAUUGCUACAGUGAUCGGGAGAUUUAAAGAGACGGGUUACCAGUUUCAUCCGCAAACAAAUUGAGGUUGAAUGUGGAGUCUGCAAUAAAAAAAAAACAUAAGGCAGUGAAAUCUGAUUUGUACCGAGGAACCACAAGGCCAUUCAUGCCACAGGGCAUUUUGAAGGUGACGUUGUGCUCACAAUAUGAUAAACUGGGAAUUGACCAAAUUUGAAAUAAUUAUUUGCUUAAUUUGGGUACAUAAAAAAAAAAAAAAAAAUGGAGCAUGAAUGUGUGAAUCAGCAGCUAAUUUGACAUUUUAGAUUCAAUUAAAACUAAUUUUCUGAAUUUGACUAAUAUGUUAAAAAACAAUAUUUAAGAAAAACUGGUUAUCUAGUGAGUUAUUCCUGUGUUUUUACCCAAGGGACUACACUAGAGAUUUAACCCCCAGUGUUAUCUGCUUUCAAAACAGAAAACUUGACUUUGGCAGCAUUCGUAGUUUACCAUUUAAUAUAUUCUGUCUCAUCCAUUGACUUCAAUUUAAUUAAUUCCUAAAAAUUUUCAAGAUCUAGUAUUUAUUACUUUUAACGCUAAAAAUGUGAUUCAAACGCAUAUUUUCUGCCAUAAUAUGUAUAACUAGGAGGACUAUAAUAGAAUAUAAAGAAAUAUAUCAGAUGUUACAAAUAAAAAACAAGAAUUGAAGGGCAUUUUUUGCCACCACAUUUUGAAUUUCAUAAUUUGUGGUGGCAUUUUUGCCCUGAGCACCGCUUAAUUUGUGAUCAUGGUGUAUAUAUACUAGUGUAUAUCAGAUGGUGUCAUCUUAAUUGUUUAAAAACUAAUAGUGAUUUGUGAUUUAUCAUAACUGCAAUUUGAAAAUGUGGAUACAACAUCACUGAUAACAUCCUUACCAAAUUUUUCUUGAUUUUUACCAAUUUCAGUGUAUAGUUUGCACUGGAUUACAGUGCUGAACAAUUGGAUGGUGUAUUUAAUAUUUUAACGCCAAAAAAUAAAAUAAUUUAAAGAGGAAACCGAUUUUCUUUUCUUUCUUCGCCCAUUGGCAAAUAGUUUUGUUCUUGUUCAAGCAUGAACCUCACUAAAUUGUUACAUUUCUCUGAAAACAAAACUUAAAAUAUUAAGUAUAUUUUUCUUGAAAUAAGGAUGUUUAGAUAUCUUUACUGGAAAAUAAGACAAAAUGAUAGCUAUUGUAACUUGGCAGUGUGAUACUGCAAAUAUUGUUGACAAAUUGCAUGUGUUUCUCAUUUGGAUAAAAACAUCUGCUAAACGACAAUGUAAAUAUUGCAAUGGUGUUUUUUUCCCUCGAAAUAAAAAUGCAAAUACUUUGACAGGGUUGAAACACCUGUACCUGUCAAACAUGUUACACUACCCAAACACACCUUUCUUUAUCUCUCACAAAAUACUCACAUACUCCGCACAGAACAUAACUACACAUCUUCAUGUACUCUUCUGAAAUGUAGAGAGAGUGAACGUUGAGUUAUCAGCCACUUCUUAGUGAAAAUAAGUGUGCGGAAUGGCAGAGGAGUGUUUUGAAGACCACAAUCCUUUCAAAUGUUCGAUGUGUCUGGACCCACUCCAGGAUCCAGCUACGAUACCAUGUGGACACAACUACUGCAUUGACUGCUUUAAAGACGACUGGGAUAAACACGGCAGCAAGGACGCAG
Myxocyprinus asiaticus (Chinese sucker) is the source of this 7218-nucleotide messenger RNA. RefSeq lists its product as uncharacterized. NCBI's taxonomy places the organism in Eukaryota, Metazoa, Chordata, Actinopteri, Cypriniformes, Catostomidae. The transcript has 5 exons. Gene Ontology annotation, molecular function: RNA binding. Gene Ontology annotation, biological process: protein ubiquitination; Notch signaling pathway. The record is from RefSeq and is a predicted model, not a curated record. The coding region runs from base 1770 to 4709 and encodes 979 amino acids.